ACUUUAAAAGUGGGCGGGCGGAACGAGACUGUCAUUGCAGGAGUCUUUAGGAUCCCGUCCUCCUGUCAUUCUGUAGGCAUAUAUUACACUACACCCCUUCGACAAAACGGAAAUUAUUACCAACAUUAAACAUGGGUAAAUUGGACAAGUUCAUUAUCUGCAUAUGUCUGCUGGCAACGAUUGAGUCCGUCGUGGAAGGAAACGAAGGCAAACGCAGAAAGCAUGAAAAUGAUGCCAUGCACGAUGGUGGAUCAGUUCAGUCAGGUAUUUGGACCCCAGAGAAACCAAGAAGGCUUUUUGCCAGAACCCGAUUUGAGCUUCAGCAAAGACUACAAGUGAUGAGACCCAGGCCUGUGACUGCAAAACCUGCCCAAGCUCUUCCAGCCCGUGCUGCCCCUCCUGUUGCCCCUGUUGUGGUGCGGCGCUGCCCGGGGCUGAUGGAAGCCUGCUCACCCCACAAGCCCUGCUGCGACCCCUGUGCCACCUGCCACUGCCGCCUCUUCAAUGCCAUCUGCCACUGCUGGAAAAUGAGCAACCGUUGCUCCAAAACGACCUAACGACCAUUGCUUACACAUGUAUAUACACUUAAUUGUGUAAUUGAGUGCCAUUGAUGCAUUGAUCAUAUUUUGCACACGUAAUCUAUAAUCUGGUCUAGAUGUUAGUGAUCCUAAAUGUAUUUGACAUGUAUGUAUUGUAUGAUUAUAAAAUGAGAAGCACAUUCACGUAUACUGUUUGCAGCCUCACAUUUCGAGUUAAUUGAUCUUAUCUGAUCAUAUAUGGCAUCUAUCAGUGUUGCCCAUGGGUAUAUGUGCUUCUAUGGAUCUAUCAGUGUUGCCCAUGGGUAUAUGUGCUUCUAUGGAUCUAUCAGUGUUGCCCAUGGGUAUGUGUGCUUCUAUGGAUCUUGCUUAGAGACUAAAUAUGUAGGUCAGCCUUUUUUGUGCGUGCAUUCAGAAAGCAUUUGCUGACUAUUUAACUACACAGCCACCAAAUGACAGUAAAGUCCAAGCCUUGGUUUCUUAGGUUUGGUUUGGUUUGGUUUAAUAGAUUGCAGAUGUUUAUUUCCACUAUAGAUGAUACUGGACUGAUUUGUUCAUUUACGGGUCUGAUUAAUACUGACACGAUUCUCUGCUGCUGGCUCUCAGAUCAAGAUGACCACUUAACAAGACACACUGCAGUGUUAUUUUUGUACAAUAAAUAUUUUGAUACAUAACUUA
Messenger RNA from Clupea harengus (Atlantic herring), 1214 nucleotides. It is a transcript of the gene asip2b, whose product is annotated as agouti signaling protein, nonagouti homolog (mouse) 2b. Gene Ontology annotation, molecular function: type 1 melanocortin receptor binding; neuropeptide hormone activity. Gene Ontology annotation, cellular component: extracellular region. Gene Ontology annotation, biological process: neuropeptide signaling pathway; hormone-mediated signaling pathway; positive regulation of feeding behavior. The record is from RefSeq and is a predicted model, not a curated record. NCBI's taxonomy places the organism in Eukaryota, Metazoa, Chordata, Actinopteri, Clupeiformes, Clupeidae.